This is a messenger RNA of Schistocerca gregaria, 993 nucleotides long. Its product is annotated as ribosome-binding ATPase YchF-like. Gene Ontology annotation, molecular function: GTP binding; ATP hydrolysis activity; ATP binding. Bases 1 to 993 code for a protein of 330 amino acids. The transcript is spliced from 4 exons. Gene Ontology annotation, cellular component: cytoplasm. NCBI's taxonomy places the organism in Eukaryota, Metazoa, Arthropoda, Insecta, Orthoptera, Acrididae. The record is from RefSeq and is a predicted model, not a curated record.
AUGCUGGCAGAACUUGUGUCUCCAAAAAAAGUCACGCCAUCAUUUGUUCAGCUGAUCGACAUCGCGGGUCUAAUCGCCGGCGCGAGCGAGGGAAAGGGACUCGGAAACCAAUUUCUGUCCAACAUCUACGCAGUAAACGCGAUUCUCCACGUGGUGCGAUGCUUCGACGACCCAUCCGUGUCUCACGUAGAGGGAAACACGGAUCCAGUUCGAGAUAUCGAAAUCGUCCACCGGGAAAUAAUUGCGAAGGACCGUGAAAUUCUGGAACGAAUCGCCAAAAAGGUCGAGAGGGGACACGGCCAGCUGAACCACUCUAAGACCAAGGACGUGCUAGAGAGAACCCUCAAAACAUUGGCUGAGGGAGGUAUGGCCAAUCGCCUAAAAAUAGGCUCAGAUCAAGACGAGGUUGCAGUUUUAGACAGUUGGAACCUACUGUCUGCGAAGCCAGUGCUAGUGUGUUGUAACGUAGAUGAGAGCGCCACGACCUCCGAAAGUGAAUACGUUUCCCAAGUGAGGGCGUAUGCGGAGGCGAACCGCUUGCACGCGCCGGUAGUUGUGAACGCUCGACUGGAGGCGGAGGUGAUGAUACUCGAAGACGACCCGAAAAAGAGGCACAAAUGGUUUUUAGAAUAUGGCAUGAAGGAGAGCGGCUUGAAUAAUGUUAUUCACGAAGCGUACAAGAUGCUAGGCCUAGACGUCUUCUAUACAGUAGGUGAAAGCGAGGUACGUGCAUGGAGCUUUCAGAAGGGCUCCAGCGCCAAAGAGUGCGCAGAACAUAUUCACACGGAUAUUGCUCGAGGUCUUAUCAAAGCUGAAAUAUGCCGCUACGAAGACUACAUCUCUGCGCACGGGAAAAGUCGCGGCUCGAAAAAGACAAGGUUCGAAAGUCCCCAUUACGUGGUACGCUCUUCUGUUUCGCGCAUCCGAAAAUUUCCUAGCCCUUCGCCGCGCACAGACGGCUGCCCCCAGCCGCAAUCAAAGCCUAGCAUUUAG